Molecule: messenger RNA, 898 nt
Organism: Mus pahari (shrew mouse)
Lineage: Eukaryota; Metazoa; Chordata; Mammalia; Rodentia; Muridae
Gene: Tcf23
Product: transcription factor 23
Exons: 3
Coding region: 64-696 (210 amino acids)
Biological process (GO): developmental process; regulation of transcription by RNA polymerase II
Molecular function (GO): protein dimerization activity; DNA-binding transcription factor activity, RNA polymerase II-specific; RNA polymerase II transcription regulatory region sequence-specific DNA binding
Source: RefSeq, a predicted model, not a curated record
CUUGAGCCCAAGGCUCCCUUGGGUACUGUGUCCCUGCUCUAGGGCCUACCUCAUGAUAGCGGCAUGUCACAGGAGGCCACAGAGGCACCAGCAAUGCCAGGAGAAGGACAUGGUCAUAAUAAGGCCAAGGCACGGUGGCUUCUAGGCACCGACCGUAAGAGGAGCCGCAUCAACAAGACAAGACAGGACCUGCGGGACGACACUAGCAACCACAGACUCAGCAGGGCCACCUCUGCCCCUCGAGGGGCCAGAGCUAGGGGAACAGCUCAUGGCAGGAAUGAGGCCAGCCCAGAGAAUGCUGCACGGGAACGCACUCGGGUGAAGACGCUUCGUCAGGCCUUUCUGGCCCUGCAGGCUGCUCUGCCUGCCGUGCCACCCGACACCAAGCUUUCCAAGUUGGAUGUGCUUGUGCUGGCCACAAGCUACAUCGCCCACCUCACCCAGACCCUCGGCCAUGAGCUGCCUGGCCCUGCCUGGCCUCCCUUCCUGCGAGGACUCCGUUACUUGCACCCGCUAAAGAAGUGGCCCAUGCGAUCUCGUCUCUAUGCAGGAGGUUUGGGAUGCUCUGGCCUCCAUUCUACCACAGCUAUUCCUACCAGCCAAAGAUGCAGGGAUGCAGAGCUGGGGUCUCAAGACUCUGUAGCUGCAGACAGACUCCUCACCUCUCCAGUCUCUCCAGCUCUUGGUAACAAAUGACCACCAUGAUCAUCCUAUUCUCUUAGACGGUGACUCUGCUUAAAGACCUGGAUUUUCUGCCUGCGCUACUUGUCUUCCCCUUGACUCCCAGCCUUUGGAUUUGUCGAAGGCUCAAGCUUCAAGUUCAGGCUUGGCUUCUGGCAGGCAGAAGAAGCAGUAAUGACAUCAGUGAUAAAGAGUUCCCAGGAAACCCAGGAUGGAG